CUGUCCAAAAAUCACAAAUAUUUUAAACGGAAACCUGAGUUUUGGAAUAUUAUGGAUUAUUUAAACGAAUGUGAUUUAGAGCCAUUUGAUUUAAAAUUUAAGAUGGCAAGUAAAAGUUUUCUUAAAUUGUGGCGUGGACGGGGGCCUGCUAGGUCGCCGUUCAUUCAAGGCUCUGAUCCAGCACUGGCCCCAUUGGGGCGCAGUUUGUCUGCUAGGCAGGCUGAUGUUCUGUGUGAUCGUAUAGAAGCCAAAGAAUGGGAAAAGAGGCGCACACGGCAGCAAGUUCACGUACAUCAAUCGGUUAAUGUAAACCUGAAUGUGACUAUAAUAAAUGGAGGAACAGUUGGAUGUAUAAACAACGAAGCUAUGUCAAGCAAAAGAAAUCAGAAUGAGGAUGAUCGUGAAGAAAAGUUAACUAAACGGACAAAAAUAAACGAACACUUUUCUCCUGUAUGUGAAACAAAAAAUGAUCAUGUUCAACGACCAUGUGAUAAUAUACUACCAGGUGAUAUCCAACGUCCAUGUGAUGAAAAUACACCACCAGGUGAUACUCAAAAAUCGAAUGGGCAUACCACUUCGUCGCCAUGUAGAAAGUCAGAUAGAUAUGCCACUCCAUCGCCAUAUAUAAAGCCAGAUGGGUCUACCACUCCGUCGUCAUGUAGUCCAACAUUAGGAAGUUCAACAGUAGAAAUUUCAUUAUUUGAUUACAUUAGUAACCCGUUUUUAGAGGAAAAUAGUAUUAUAUCCAUCGAUGACGUCCCACAAGAACUUACCUUCGAACACGAUAACAUAAAUAAUGACUUAUUUUUAGGGGAAAUUAAUGUAUCCCAAUUAUUCAGUAAUUAUCAAAGUCGGUCAUUGGAACUUGCCAAGACUAAGGGGCUAUUUGUCGAAUCCAACGUACAUGAGAUAUUAUCACUAUCUUCAAUCUUUCUCUUAACUCAAAAUUCUCAUUCAGAUAUUAUGAUCAAUAUGUUCGGUUCACCCCUACUGGAUCAAAUCUAUCAAGAAUUUAUGCCAACACAACAAGCUACAUUAGAUCCUCAGUGUGAAUUGAUAUUUAGAGAAGCCAUUAAAAUGGCAAUGAAAAAUUCAUGUGAACAUGCUGUAAAUUGGUUGUAUGGAAAGCUUGCAAGAGAAAAUGUUCUGAGAGAGAACGCAGGUAGCACAAUUUUAGAUUGCCUAAGAACGUUGCCCACGCUAAAUAUAAGAAGCGAUCACAGUGAAAUGACCCACAUCACAAAUUAUCUUGAUCGAAUUAUGAAAGGUUUUUUUGACGACCCAAAUCGACAUAUUGUUCAAUGGUCGAAUACGGCACUAGAAGAAAGUAAGGCCAAAAAUUUUGACGGUAGAACCAAACAACCCGACUUCACAGUUUCGGUCAUUCAUCAACUACGGGCAAAGGCUGUUUUGUUCGUAGGCGAAGUGACACCACCAACACAAAAAAAUAAUGUGUUCAAAAUUUGCAAUGAUCUAAUCCGUAUUGGUAUUUUCAUGAAGGAUUGUUUAGAUUCAGCCAUUGACAAAGGUGCAGACAUUAAAGUCCUGGGAUUUCAAUGCAUAGACUAUAAAGUUGAUUUUUAUGCGAUGGAUUUAACCAAGGGAUCGUAUGUUAUGAUUCAUAUUGGUCAAAUAACGCUCCCCGCUUCAGUAAAGGAGAUGUUAUCAUUUGUCGAUGAAUUCGAAAUGCUUCUAAGAAUACAAAAAAUUUUUCGUGAAUCUUUUAAUAGUUUGUAUGCAAAUCUUUGCCAUCCGGGUUCGCCAUUAGCCAAAGCAUCGUUCAAACGGAAAACUCUAAGUACACCAAAGUUUCAACAGUUGGUUAGCAAGACACAAUGUCAAUAG
Molecule: messenger RNA, 1845 nt
Organism: Racocetra persica
Lineage: Eukaryota; Fungi; Glomeromycota; Glomeromycetes; Diversisporales; Gigasporaceae
Source: the annotation of a GenBank genome assembly